Molecule: messenger RNA, 4973 nt
Organism: Sitophilus oryzae (rice weevil)
Lineage: Eukaryota; Metazoa; Arthropoda; Insecta; Coleoptera; Curculionidae
Gene: Hasp
Exons: 13
Coding region: 185-4798 (1537 amino acids)
Cellular component (GO): extracellular region
Molecular function (GO): peptidase inhibitor activity
Source: RefSeq, a predicted model, not a curated record
UUCAGUAAUAGACGCCGCGCGUCGUCGUACAAACGCCCCACGCCUACUAGAUCCACUUUUAACCCGUUUGUUUUGUUCCGGCAUUUCUUGAGCUGCAAAAAAGCUACAAAAUGUAACUGUGACUAUUUCAGCACUUUUAUGAUGUGACAUAUACGUGAUAUAACCGUUUAAGUGGACAAAAAACAUGAUUAAAAAACUAAAUAGAAGUGUGACGUUGUGGCUUUUGAUCGCUGCACUGCUCAUCUGCAAAGUGCUUGGAAAUUCGACUUUGCCUACCCCAAAUGAAGAUGACGAAGAUUGGGAUGAAGAAGAAGAGUCUUCAGAAAUCGAAGAUGAAGGAAAUAAAAUCUACAAGAACCCUAGAAACUCUCCAUCUACGUUGUGCCCCAGAGAUGAAGAACAAGCAACUCUUUUGGGCCAGAAAUGCUUGAGAAAAUGCUCUUCCGACGAAGACUGCAAGAGCAAAAAGAAGAAAUGCUUGUGCGACGGAGCAUGUGGCAUGUCUUGCAUUAAACCGGACCGUGAAUGUCCAGAACCAGAAGAGAUUGCUUUUGGAACUGUUACAGCCAGUGGGAAACUGUUUGGUGCGAGGACAUCUUACUCUUGCGAGCACGGAUACCACGUUGUGGGGCUCCAAAGUCGUACCUGUCAGGCUGAUGGACAGUGGGCCGGACAAGCACCAGCCUGCAAGCAGAAUAUUUAUUGUUUGUCCCCUCCUUCUAUUGACCAUGCCAGACACAAUGCCCUUCCAGAACAAGCCACCUUCGAUUUAGACUCCACUUUGCAGUACUACUGCCACACCGGCUACGUCACCAAUGGGUUUCCCCGAGCAAAAUGCUUGGCAAUCGAUGGGCAAGCCUCAUGGUAUGGGCCAGAUAUUUCAUGUGAACCUAGAUCUUGUGGAGCUCCAACAGAUAUAUCCCAUGGCUGGCACGCAGGGGAAUGUUACACCUUCGGUUGCAGGAUAACGUACCAUUGCGCCGAAGGGUACGAACUGGUAGGUCGUGCCGAACGCAACUGUCAAAGCGAUGGUACCUGGACACCUAAAGAACUGCCCACUUGUGUUCUGGUCACAGCUGUCCAGUGCUCACCUCCGGAAAACCCGAGACACGGCAAGGCCAUCUACACGUCCUGCAGUUACAACUCGGUGGUACGGUACGAGUGCAAGUACGGCUACACCUUGGUGGGGGAGAGUACCAGGAGAUGUGGAGCUGACAGAAAGUGGAGUGGGAGUCAACCUGUUUGUAAAGAAAUCAACUGUGGUCAUCCAGGUCGUUUGUGGAACGGAUGGUUAGAAAAUAUAGAAGCAGGUACCGGUCUUGGAGCUUCCAUCAUCUUCCGAUGCCACGAAGGUAUGCUUCUUGAAGGCAACUCCUCCACAGUAUGCCAAAUUGAUGGAAAAUGGCGCUACGCACUCCCGAAAUGCCUCGCACCUUGCGUGGUACCUCACAUAACAAAAGGCAGAGUUAUUCUUCUAUCUCGCAACGAUACAGCCCCCACAUCUGCAGUAGUAGUUCAUGGAGAAGUACUGGCAGUUGAGUGCGAAGCAAAAUACGAAUUUAUCUCCACCUUAGCUCAUGUUAGUUGCAAUAACGGUACCUGGACUCAGAUGCCUCGAUGCGAGCCUGCCAGAUGCCAGAGUUUACCCAAAGCACCGAGGCAUGGAAUGGUCUCAGCCCCUGAGAUGAAGCACGGUAUGAGAGCCAAGUUUAGAUGCAAGGACGGGUACCAGUUAAAAGGACCAAUUUUCGUGGAGUGUUCUUUCGGAAACUGGACUGGUGCAGUACCGAAAUGCGAAGAGGUAUUUUGUCCCUACCCUGGGAUAGUGGAAAAUGGGAAGAUCCUACUUGUAGGGAACAUGGGGUUAUACGAUUACAGGCCUUACGUAAAGAAAGUAGCGAAUAACAAACAAAUUAUGUACGAUUGUGAAAAAGGGUUUGUUCUGAGUGAAGGCCCACCCGGAGCAACUUGCGUUGGAGGAAGAUGGAGUCCUGGAGAGCUCCCAAAGUGUCUCCCUGGACAACAUCCGAGGUUCAGAUGGAACAGAAGAAGACGCUCUAUCGUAGUAGAAAAACUAAAAAGAGCCUUCAUCAGGAACCAUCAACAUAUCUAUCAAAGAAACGAUAAACGCAGAGUUCAUAACUUCUUCCAUGAACUACUCCCCCUACAUGAUUUGAAUUCGUAUAAAAACAGACAAAAAAGAAGCUUACCAGAAGUGGAAUAUGUUAUUCCAUCACCUAUAUUAGACGAAAUUGAUGAUGACAAUGCGGAAAUCGUUUAUAAAAAAGAAUGGUUUGUACCGCACAGCAGAAAACCCAGAAACUACGAUACUGUCGAGCUUUUGAAGAGGUUUAUAAAGAUUUUCGAUCAUAAAAGACCGAAUUUGUUUAGAAGAAAGCGGGCUUUGAAAGGGGGUGGUUCAAGUAGAGCUGUCGGUUCGAUACACAAGAGUUCAGGUUCUCAACAUAGUGUUAGACGUGGCAACAAAGGCAGAGACAACAUGGUCGACGAAGACCUCCCAAAUCCAGACAGUCCAGCCACGCCAACCAAAAAACCGAAAUUACAUAACAAAACCCGCAGCGGACCUUGCGAAGCCCUACAAGACGAACCCUUCGUCAACGUCGAGGUAGUAAAACAAGGAAAAGAUCCGAACGCUACCUUUGGAGCUGGUACCACCGUACGACUUGCCUGUGGUAAAGGAUACGUUUUAAAUAUGGCUGAAAAUCGUACAGCAAAAUGCGUCCGAGGAAAAUGGAAGCCAGUUAAGCCAGAAUGCAGAAUCAUACCCUGUUACGUCCCAGAAACGCCUUUCGGAGUGUACAGGUUCCAUAAGAGCGACAAUAUCAGUACCAGCGAUCUGGAAACACCUCUAAACCUCACUAGUGAAGUACCAAACGGUCAUGUAGUCGAAUUUAGCUGCGAGGAAGGUUAUAAUGUUGAAGGAUCAUCAAAUAUGAGGUGUUGGCAUGGUGAAUGGGCUGUAACGACUUUUCCAGAAUGCUUCCCAGCGCCUUGUAUCCUUCCACGCAUUCCCUUAGGACAGUACACUUCAGGAUACAGGGCAGGACUCACCAUAGCCAACGGUUCUUCAGUUACAUUUCAGUGCGACGAUGAUCAAGGUCCAGGAACUGCGCAAACAGUUGAGUGUCUUUUAGGAGAAUUACACCCCAAGAGUCCUAAUUGUGGUCCUGAAGUACAGGGAAUCCCAGAAACGCACUAUAUUGGAGGGAAGGAUAUAGUAAAAGGAGGUGAUAUCACUGUUAUUGAGUAUGGAAGUUCUAAUGGAAAAGCUUGUGGUCCUCCGGCAAAAGUAAGAGGUUCCCUGGUCUAUCGCAAUGGAGAACAGCUGAUAGAUGACGAAAAUAGCUUUCCAGAUGGUAGUGAAGUCACUUUCAACUGCAUAGAGAGUAUUAUGGGUGAGAAAACAACAUGGAAGAUAGUCUGCGAAGAUGGCAGUUGGAUAGGAAGAUCUCUGAGCUGCGAUGUAGAUGAACUGAUGCACCACCAAACAGUCAUGGGUAACAGUACCUGCGUCUUCAGGAACCAGGAACCCAACGUUAUAUCUUUUUACAACGACCAACAGAUUAAAGAAGCUGUUAUUGAGUUUCCAGCUGGAGCUGUAUUGGUUUCCAGGUGUAUAGACAUCGGGAAAUAUGCAAUGGUUGGUCCAAACAGAAGACGUUGCAUGGGCGGCGAAUGGGACGGUCCCAAACCUUCCUGUUUCGGUUUGAACCAAGAGAACGACUAUUCCAUGGAGAAACCACCCACAAUCUUAUUCAGACAUCAAUUGGGACCGAUAGCUCAGUCAAACGACGGAAAACUAAUAGUGUAUCCAGGUACAAUCCUUCACAUGGAGUGUCUGUGGAUUCGACGCUUCGGAGUACCGAAAUGGACGGUCAGUCAUGAUUACAGGAAGUACCCGGAAGGCUGGACGACGGAUAUAGGAAGAGACUCCCAGUUGGAGUACCGUUUAAGCAUUUUCCACGCAGCCAAAGACGAUUCUGGACUGUUUACUUGCGUUACACCAGCCAGGUACUCGCAUGCAGUUCAAAUAGUGGUUGCUGCCAUUCAUUGCCCGGCUAUACCGCAAAGAAGAGGCUUGACCCCGAGUACCCAAAGUACCAAGAUGAAUUCCUUGGUGAAGUUCUACUGUGUUAAUGGAAACUCGCUGAUUGGAGCUACGGAAAUCGUUUGUUUACCUUCGGGAAAUUGGAGUGCACCGUUCCCUGUUUGUGAGAGCGUAGAAUGCGGUGAUGUUGGUCCCAGUCCAGGCUCCCACCUUAAAGUCCUUGUAGUCUCCAGGGAAGUAGGAGGCAGAGCAGUCUUCUCCUGCGAUCCAGGCUACGGUUUACGUGGUCCCCCCGAGACAGUGUGCCAAGCUAGUGGGGACUGGGCUAGUCCCUUCCCAACUUGUGAUGAAGUGAGAUGCCCUGAACCAGAGGCCCCUGAAAAUGGAUACGUGCAGGGGGGACAGGGACCUUACAAGGCAGGGGACGUAGUGCAAAUCAGCUGUAACCCGGAUUACAUGAUGGAAGGACAACCCAUCAUUGCUUGUCAGGAGAAUUCGAGGUGGAGUGGCAAAAUGCCAAAAUGUUUGCAAGCCUGUUCUUAUCCUGGUACCACCAUCAGUGGCAGGAUGUCUUCGGUGAAGUUCUACUACAAGAUCGGCGAAAAUAUCACCUUCACUUGCGAGGAGGGGCUGCAGUUGAGGGGGGCAGCUAUGCUCAAGUGCCUCAAGAAUGGAAAAUGGUCCAACGCCAUACCGACAUGCGUGGGAUCGGAGGGAACCUUGAACUGAUCAGCUGACAUAUAGUUUUUAUUAGAAUCUAGUACCUAAUAUGCAUUUUUUUUGUUAAUUCUGGAUAUAUUCUAUAUAGUUGUGCAAUAAUAAAAUUACUUAUAGUACCGAUCAGAUCAAAUACAAACUUGUAUAGAAUGAUAAUUACAAGUAUAUAAGUAAUAAAAGUACGUUA